Molecule: messenger RNA, 6966 nt
Organism: Asterias rubens (European starfish)
Lineage: Eukaryota; Metazoa; Echinodermata; Asteroidea; Forcipulatida; Asteriidae
Exons: 4
Coding region: 314-5773 (1819 amino acids)
Source: RefSeq, a predicted model, not a curated record
GUUACCACACCAUGGGGCACCUUUCAAAACUUUCGCUUGUUUUCCUUUGAUCGCGAAGAACGGGUUUACUCCACUGGAACGGAUUAUUACCUCAGAGAAAAUCUCUGCCUUUCUCCUUGGGAUUUAUUCAGACGCUGCGGUAGUAGGAGGUGAACUGUUUUAGCACAUUCCUGUGGUGGAUUUACCAAACUCGGAUAGUUAGUUACUCAUUAAGGAAUGCAGGUUUAACUGUAGUUUUCUUAUCAGUGCACUGGGAUUGAACCCCAAUCUGGUGGAGGUUUACAAUAUCAAGGGAUGAGCUGCUGUUGACAUCAUGUUGAAGUCAUUUUCUAAGGGCCUGUCCAACAUCUUGUCGACCUUGGACAAGAAGUCAGCCCUUAAUGGCAACUCCAAGUCGGACGAGAUGUCUUCACUAGACACAAGAGCCACCCACUCGGACAGUAACGAGCAGCCCCGGGCUCGCUAUCAGUACCAGUAUGAACAGCGCCCUCUGUACAACGACAAUCCAAAGCCUAAACGCAGCCAUUCUGCUGGAAGAUACUCUGAUCACUCCGCUGGUGAUGAUGACUAUGUCAGAGUGGCCGAUACGAGGUCCUCAGAGCAGUACCGAUAUGAGUCAUCAUAUUCUGGAAGAGGAGAUCAAGACAGAAGGGGAGGAUCCUACCAUGAUGGGUCACAACCUUUCAAUUCGUCUUACCACCACUAUCCCAGAGAAGAAGAGGUUAUGGUCAUGCAGGAUGCAGAGCAGUACUGGGUUCCAUCGUCAUACGUCUCCCCUUCGACACAAUCGCCCUAUCAGCCUGGGCCUCCAAAACCACCUCGCCGUCAACAGUCACUGAAUCGCAUCCACAUCCCAUCAGGCCCUGAUUACGAUGAGGAUACAAGGUCCCCAACUGAGAUGGAGCUCUCGUCGACAUCUCCUGAGUCUGGAAGCCCGAAACAUUGGCAGACAAGCCCUUUGGUGAACCACCAACAGGGUGUGUUCGCUAUCAUCGGUUCUCCUUCUAAGCCUACCGAGAAAGCAUCACAUGAAGUGGGUUACCCAAGCCAGCAGGCUGUCCAGACUUCCUCUGCGAUGACUUACAAUACUCACAGUCAGAGGGAAUACUCCCAGUCGUAUGCUAAACAACAGAGUUACACCAUGCAUGAGAGGGAUGAAAGACGCUCACAACCUCAAUAUAAACCAACUCCAACUUCACCCCAAAGGCAGGCAAAUAUUACAAGACAAAGCUCUCUGCCUGUGUCUCGUAGUCCUCAAAGUAUACCUCGUCAGCAAAACGUCCAAAGGGCUGCAUCUUUUGACAGGAAGCCUGGGAAUACAAGAAAAAGAGAUGAUGCGCCCAGGAAAUCUCAAACAGCAUCCCGCUCUCCACAAAGAUAUUCCAGUAAAGGCAAGCGAGAGCCAGAUUUACAACCCAGACGCUCCGACCCAAAAAGCAGAGCUCCGGGUGAUCGCCAAGGCAGUCGAUCAGUUGGCAGGCCUGCUCAGCCAGGGAGAAACCAGCAACGACGUCCACCUGUUGAUUCCAGAAGCCGUAAAAUUACGUCCCCAGAUCGUGGUGUUGCUUUGAUUCCAACAAAUACACCAAGACGUGGCUCACUCCCAGAUACUGAUAUUGAGAGGUUCAUAGUCCCUAAUAAACAGGCAGGAACAUUUGCGUCACCCCAGUAUCAGACAACCCCGAUGAAACCUGUAUCAACACCUACAAGCGCCAAACAGGGUGGGAUAGGGGCUUUGCUUAUAUCAGACAAAGAUCACGAAGCGGUGAAUAUUGAUUCUGUUUCUUGGCUUCUUGAAAACCGCAAUUUCUCCAAAACCGAGUACGUCAGUGACAGCGGAGUGAGCUCUAUUCGGGACGGGUCUUUGGGACCUCAAGCUCACACCUUUGUUGCCCCAGUCCAGGCUGCUUUAACUACAAGCAUGGAUUACAGUUAUCCAUCCAAAACGCAAGCACACUUUCCUGAAGAAACUGCACAGUAUAGACUUUAUGGUGAUGGCCCGUUAGAGUAUCCCUCUUACGGAAAUGAUAAAGAGAAAAUGUUGUUCUCUAAGCCUGUGUCUUUGGAGAAGCGCCAACAGGAAGAUUAUUACAGUAAGCCAAGUCCUUCUUCUUACUAUUCUUCCCCAGCUGAUAAGCAACUGCAAGAGCCUAUCAGUCGACGUGAUCAGCGCAGGCCGCUCCUCCGCUCUACUUCUCAAGAAAGCUCAGAACACGACCGGAAAACUCCAAAAGACCAAGAGCAAAAAAGGCAACAUUUCCCCCAAACAGACACUGUUGAUCCGAGGGUUGGCAGCAGCUUGUACUAUCCUCCAAGCCAACAAAAGUCCACCAGGAAUAGCUCACAGCACCAGGAUUCUCCAUCAAACAGAUCACCAAAGAAGGCUUUAUUUAAGGAAGAUCAUCCUAACUUGGCACAGUAUCGAGCUGAGGAGGUCAAGCCACUGGUAGAUGCUGGACAUUAUGACUACCCUAAGAAGUACUAUCCAGUGCAAGAUUCCCCAACAUCAGGAUCCAGCUAUGACCAACAUGACCCCUACAGCAGGCAAGUGGCUAAUGGUCAGCGCAUCAAAGCCUCUCCGAAUCGGUACAACAAAAAGAUGGUGGAGGCGGAUCGCAUGGGCAUCGAGCCAGCCAUGGAUGGGGGCGAGGCUUACUGGGGUAUGGAAUUAAGGAAGCCACCACCAAAUCGGCUCAAUCACUCUCAGCGGACCCCAGAGCAAGUGUCAGAACACCGUAGCACCCCAGAGGCUUCCAUUGGACAAAGGAAGGAGGCCUCAGUCUAUUACAGCAGAGACACUACGCAAGUCACGUCUUCUAGUUCGUCAAGGACUUUCCAAGAGAGUGAGAUCAAGAGGCAGCUAGAGAGUCUUAAUCCAACUUCUCCACCCGCAGAAAGACAAUCACGCUAUGAUAGGCUGAAGCAGCGUGCAGCAGGACAACAAACCUCUCAAAAAUCCAGUGCCGUCAAGAGUAUGCAACCAAGGAGCAAAAGUUUGUCGAGGCUCGAUACUCGAGGAAAGGUACCACAAAGCUCAGAAAUAUCUUUAAAUAAAGAUACACUGAGUAAGUCCACAGACGACCUGGAUGAUCUCCGAAAGCAGGGAUUUUCCCGUGGAGCAGCACUCUUCAUGAGAAUGAUGAGGCAAGCUAGCAUGGAGGAAGAGGAUUAUGAGUUGCGUUCCAUCGGCCCAGUAGCUGUGGACAGCUACGUUGGAACACCAAAAUUAUUUCAGCCUCAAAUCACUAAGACCGGGGAACCCAUUUUAGACUUGGCAUCUCCUGGAUCAGAUUCAUUUGGUGGAGGUCCACCGUCAAUGGAAGAAGAGCCACUUCUUACAAUGAAGGUCCAACAUAAGGUGGAGUCAGCUCCCCCAAGGGGAAAGGCUUCUGAACAUGGGCAGGUUCCUCCAAAGAAAAAGGCUUCUGAAUUUGAGGAGGUUCCUACAACUCAUUGGCGUGACCGGGUUCAGACAGAGAGGCAAUAUGAGCAGAACCAAACUAAAGAGCAGCGAAACGGUAUCGCAGAUACUAAACCAAUCCAAUCUCCUGAUGGUCCUCCUUCUCCUGUGGUAAUCACUCGUCAUGGAAAUCAGGAAGUUCCUGUGGAAUGGUUGCUCAAACAAGAGGGACUCAGACGUACUCCGGCUGGUGGCAAGCGGUCAGCCUCCCCCAGCAAAUACAGUCAUCUCACUGAUCGUUCCCCUUCUCCUACCAAACGCACCCCUCUUGUUGAGAAAAGUCUUAGUUUUACAGAAACAGAGGAGGUUUUUGAACGAACAUCAGCUGCAAAACAGUCAUCAUCUCCUGCUGGUGACAAACGGUCAGCCACCCCCAGUAAAUACAGUCGUCUCACUGAGCGUUCUCCGUCACCUAACAAACGCACCCCUCUGGUUGAGAGAAGCCGUAGUUUUACAAAUGCAGAGGAGGUUUUCCAGCACACAGCAGUUGCAAAAGAGUCAUCAACUCCUGCUGCUGGCAAACGGUCAGCCUCCCCCAGUAAAUACAGUCAACUGACUGAGCGGUCUUCGUCUCCUUCCAAACGCACUCCUCUCGUUGAGAAAAGCCUUAGUUUUACAAAAGCAGAGGAGGUUUUCGAGCGCACAUCAGUUGCAAAACAGUUGUCAUCUCCUAAAAAACAAGAGCUCAAUCAAACCUCUUCUGUGGAAAAAAGUGUUUCACGUUACACCAGACAAGAUGCCGUCAAUCGCACUCCUUCGCAAAAACAAGUAUUUUCUCCCGUCAAACAGGGACUCAAAGGCACUUCUUCAGAUGAAAAACCCAUUGUGUCUGCCACAAAACAAGAGGGCACUAGCCGCACAUCUUUUUCUGAAAAAAGUAAUAUUGCUCUGACCAGGCGAUCACCCUCUCCGAUCAAACUGAAGUCUCCUGAUUCUGAGCCCAUCCCUUUAUCUCGCCGUGGCAAGCAGGAUGUCCCGUCUGAGUGGUUGAAAGUUUUGGAUCGUCUACAUGGAAAACCGAAAGAGCGAAGCAGCGACGGCGGACUGCCAGCAUCAAAGAAUAAGCCAGAGAAAAGCAACCGAGUCAGUGCUGAUUUUGAAGACGCACUCUCAGAGCUUGAGCACAUGUACUCUAUCUUAGAUGAAGAGGCAGACGAUCUGAUGUUCCACAAGAGUCGUAGACCGUUUGACCAGAGGAUAUCUGAGCUUCCUCCUGCUUUACAGAAACGUCUCAAGGACCUGAAAGAAUAUGCCAUUGCACAGCGUAACAAACGACAGGUUCGCAGAGAGAGGGCCAAAUCUGACAUAACGGCAAAGACUCCCGCUCUCGUCAGUCAUAAACCAGCUGCUGAAGUAAAAAAGAAUCAAGAAUUUGUUUCCUACAGACAGUCCUUGAACAGUACCCCUAAACUCUCCAAGCCUACUACAUUAGAUCUGCCCAAUAAAACCACUGAUCUACGUCAUCGAGUAGGGGCAGCUCGAACCGAACGCAGCAGCUCCGAUGAAGAAACUUCACCACAGCAGCGCAACUCUGCUCAACUGUAUCGUCAACCAAGAUCAGCGGACAACUUAGGGUUCAGUUCAGACAGCAGUCCUAGUCCCGACCGCAAUCGGAAGAAUUUUGCCGCGAGGUUUGAAGCUGCCUCCAAGAAGCCUGAAUCCCGCUUUGAGAAAGUAACUGGUCUUGUCCUCCCUGAAUAUGUACCAAGUCAUACGAGACAGGUUGAAAAAACUCCAGUGAAAGCUCAAUCUCCCCAGAAGAAGGUUGCCCCCAAGCAAGUACAGGAAGUCAUCUCAAAGACAGCUGCGGUAGAUGUCAGAGCAAGUCGGAGCAUCUUUGAGAAACUUGAUCCUGGCAGCCGGAUGAGCAUGGACUCUGUCUCCACGGUUGACAGCUAUCAAUUGUCCCAACCAUUCGAGGAGAUUUCUGCAGAGUAUCAGAAGAUGUCGUCAGACCACAGAAUGGACAUCGGCUCAGAUGACGACGUCAGCCCAGGUCAGAGAAGCUCGUCCAGCGAGUCUCUCGUUCAGAGUGUCGCCAACUCUGGAAACGGUCUGAAAAGAACGUCCAAGCAGAAGGUAGAACCAUCUGCUGGUGGUGAACUGAGAACUGGUGAGAAGACUAAGUCAACAGGCACUGGACCAGUACCAUUGGCUUCAUUUGACGAAGAGAUCGCCAAAAGCCUCCACACACCUGACAGCAUUCAAACAAACGAGGGCCCAAUCAAAGAAGUGAGUAAACAACACCAAAGACCAAGCGCCUUUGCAGAUAUCCUACACCUCUUAUCUUGGAUCGAUUCGACUGACAUCUAAACAACCAUCUUCCCCGGUAUGCGUCUAAAUCUUUUCCAUUCGUCGUCGAUCCGCUCCCCAAAAAAAUAUUUGUACGGGAAUUGUCCAGAAGAUCACCAUUGUUGGUUUUGGACUGUUGUCUUGGUUUUUCUGGUACUCGUGGCCUUUUAACGUUGUUUCCUGCUCCUAAAGUGGCAUAGUAGAUAGCGAUCAGAAAAGGGGUCUUGGUGCCAGACUCGUCUUGAGUAUGCAUCUUUGUGGAGGAUUUAAACGACAGUAAGCAAGUAAUGUUCAGGCUCAAAUCUUUUUUGGGGACAAACUUGAAUCAAAGGAUUGUAAAGAAAUAACAGCAAUUGAAAGCUAUGUUUAGAAUUUGAAUUUUAAAUUUUCUUACAGAUAUUUGCCAUCCUUUGGGCACACAUUCGCAUUCAAAUGUUGAUGUAAACCCACACGCAAAUAUUUAAAACUGUUUAAUGCAUUUUGAAGGUAGUUGAAAUAAGAUACUUGGACCAAAAUAUUUGUCACCAUUUUCACACUGUUUUGUGGUGGAGAUCGUGCCCUAUUCUCUUGGAUUAUACCGUUUUGUUUGUACUGUAGUUGAAUUAAUUAUUGACAAACUGUUACUUGUUGUAUUGACAGUGAGUUUAAAAGUUGUCCACUGUCUUUGUAAAAUAGCUGUUCAUUUAUUAGAAUCUCCUGUUUGGUAAAACUUUUUAUUUUAUUUUUAUUAUUUUUUAUAUUACAAUUAUACGAAUCAUUUUACAAUUUCUUCAACUUUUUUAAUUUUUGUUAUUAAUUGCAUUGUAAUUGCCACAACACUUGUAAGUGUCGCUCUUUUCAAAAUGGUGCCAGUUUCUAAUUUUUGCCAAGCCUUUAUAGAUUGUGAUGUAUCAGGUUAACCUGAUCGGAACAGUCAACAGGAGAAGUGCACACCAGCCUUUUCCUGAUUGGCUUAAAGUUUGUGUGUCAGUUAUGACCUGUAGAGGGCGCUGUUCAUAGUUCACUGCUACAGAAAAGCUGUUUCUCCCAUAAGGUUAUUGUGUGUACAAUUUGUGUGUUUUUUUUUGUACAGAAUUCAGAUGUAAUCAAACUUAAAAUGUAAUUGCCAUCUAAUGAGUUUAUGCUUAUGAUUAAAGCAAAUAUAAUAGUAAUUUCACACAAAUAUAAAGCACUACAAUUUCACAUGUAGGUAGAAUCUAACACUGAAAUAAGUA